Vicia faba (fava bean) is the source of this 783-nucleotide messenger RNA. The record is from the annotation of a GenBank genome assembly. Lineage: Eukaryota; Viridiplantae; Streptophyta; Magnoliopsida; Fabales; Fabaceae.
AUGGAUUCAUCGUCGAAAAACCAAACUCCAGAAUAUUACCAAAACGUCGUCGUAAUGAGACACGGCGAUCGCAUCGACAACUUCGAUCCGUUAUGGAUAUCCACCGCGCAACGACCGUGGGACCCACCUCUCGUUGAAGAGGGUCGGGUUCGGUCCUUCUGUACGGGUCGGAAGUUUCGCAAUCUUUUCAAAUAUCAGCUUCAUCGUGUGUAUGUCUCGCCGUUCCUCCGCUGUGUUCAGACCGCCGCCGAAGCCGUCAUCGCUCUCUCCGCCGUUGAUGAUAGCCCCGAAGCACUCACCGGAGAGUCCGUUAGAUUUGAUCCUUCUAAAAUUAAGGUCUCUGUUGAAUAUGGGUUAUGCGAAAUGAUGAGCAGAAUGGCAAUUAGGCUUGACGUGGCUCCUAAAGAUGGAAACUGGGGCUUCGACAUAUCAGAGCGCGAGGCCAUGCUUCCUGCAGGGACGAUCGAUAAAAAUGUAGAAAGGGUCUAUAAAGAGUUGCCUAAGUAUGAGGAACCGGUUGCCCACACGAAGGCUAGAUAUGAACGAAUAGUUAAAGAUCUUGCUGAUAAACAUCUUACUGAAAACUUGCUUCUUGUCACACAUGGGGAAGGAGUUGGUGUGGCUCUAUCUUCAUUCAGAAAGGGUGCUGAAGUAUAUGAAGUUGACUAUUGUGGAUAUGUCGAACUCAGACGCCCGAUUUUCAAGAAAGACAAGUCAUUUACUGCAGGACAAUUUGAAGUGAUUACUAAUACCGGACAAACUGGCGUAAAAUAUUCCAUCUAA